Molecule: messenger RNA, 4523 nt
Organism: Pecten maximus
Lineage: Eukaryota; Metazoa; Mollusca; Bivalvia; Pectinida; Pectinidae
Exons: 3
Coding region: 308-1960 (550 amino acids)
Source: RefSeq, a predicted model, not a curated record
UUGUGUUAUUAAUGUUUUUAUGACCUGAUUUGAGUUUUCACUUAAAUUUUGGUUAUGUGACAUUAACCAGGAAUGCAGAAAAGUAUUUAAGCAUUUAAAAUAGGUCAAUACUAAAUUAUUUAGUACAAUUAAUGUAUUAAAAUCAUUUCAAACUAGUUUUCAUUAAACCCUGUUGUAUUUUCUCGAUUAAAAAAGCAUGGGCUAUACUAUAUAUAUAUAUAUUAACCACUAAAUUGACAAAAUAUGUAAAAAGAAAUUAAUAUUUGUUAACUUAUACUAAAAUAUUAUUUAUGAUUUGUAUUGCAGAAUGCCAGGGACCGGGCCUAAGUCUUUUCAAUGCGUUGCUUGUGGCAAACGUACACGGCCAAAAGAAAGAAGAUUUGUGAACACUGAUGUCUACAAAGGCUUUAUUCAGCAUUUAACCAUAGAAGUUGCAGCAAAUGAUGUAACAUGUCAAACAUGUUUUGUGAAAUACAAAAGGUCAGCAAAAACUGUAAAACCUAAGUUGUGUGAAAAUGUGACCGAUAGUGAAGAUACACCAAAAGAUCCGAACUAUGUUCCACCGCCUAAAAAACCUAGAAAUGAUAACCAAUUUAAAAGUCCUCAAAAUAUUCCAUUACCCAUUUUGUCAUCUGGUAACAGUCAUUCCACCUGCUGUAUAUGCAAAAAGAGAGGUUCAAAAUUGAUGACAGUUUCCAUCGACUGCAGAACUAGACUAUUUGUAGAAAAGGGUCAUCUGCUUCUAGCUGGAUCUAGAUGUUGCUGUAAACACCUUGAUUCAGAUAAAUAUUUCAAUGAAGAGGCACUUUGCUCUGUGACCGACAACUCGACGAAUUCUCAGGAAGGCAGCACAUAUUUCAAUAAAACUGAUAUUUCGUCACUAAUUGCAAACAUAAGAGCUAUUGCAGUGCGAAAUGAACGAUACCGAAUUGACUUUGAUAAUAACCAUUCUUUAACUGAUGCUGAUUAUCAGAAUCUCACAGGCAUUACAAAAGCUGACUUCAAUGACUUGUGCUUACUUUUAUCGAGUAGCACAUCCAUUAGAUGUACAAAAAACCGAACAAGUAGAACAUGUAUUGCGUUAUUGCUCGUUAAAUUGAGAACAGGUAUGUCAAACCGACUACUGUCCACUUUAUUUAAUAUAGGAAAAUCUAGUGUGCGCAGGGCGAUUAUGAGUGCAAGACAAUUUCUUUCUGUUAAUUUCACACCAAGAAAUGUGGGAUUCCAGCAUGUAACACGAGAUGACGUAAUUGAACACCAUACAAGACCACUAGCGCAAGAAUUGUUUGGCACCAUGAUCAACAAACCCGCUAUAUUAGUUGUGGACGGCACAUACAUAUACAUUGAAAAGAGUAACAAUUUUCAAUUUCAACGAAGAUCUUACAGCAUACAUAAAAAUAGACCACUCGUCAAACCCAUGGUAAUCGUAACAACAACUGGGUACAUCGUUUCUAUUCUGGGACCAUAUCACGCCGAUUCAAAAAACAACGAUGCUUCCAUACUGAAACACAAUAUCAAGACCAACAUGGAGAACAUGAAGGAUUGGCUGCAGACAGAUGACCUCCUAGUUGUGGACAGAGGAUUUAGGGAUUCCCUGGAGUUUCUGAGUGAACUCGGAAUAAAGUACCAGAUGCCAACAUUCCUUCAGAAAGGUCAAAAACAACACACAACAGAAGAGGCCAAUGCUUCUCGACUCGUUACAAAAAUACGAUGGAUAGUCGAGUCAGUAAAUGGAAGGUUGAAGCAGUGGCGAUAUCUUCAGAAUGUCAUGCCGAACACACAGAUACCAGCCAUCGGCGACUACGUGCGGCUUGUUGCAGCCCUGUGCAACCGCUACCGAACACCACUCAACACUGGCACAACUGAAGGUGACCAACUGGUAGCAGCUAAGAUGAAGGUUCUGGCGUCCAAGGGGAAUGCUCUUCAGCAGCGUGUCCAGGAGGAGAAUCUCGACACCUGAAAUCACUCCUGGAAAUCUAUAGAUGUUGCCGAUGCUGUUGACCAGUUUCCCUCCAUGUCAGAAGAAGACAUCAGAAACCUGACUAUAGGAGUGUACCAAGUGAAGCUUGCUCGUUCUUACACAUCAGAGCACUUAAGCGAGGACGGCGACUACACAAUCAUGGUUAAUGAUGAGGUUAAUGGUAUGCUACGUGCCCGUAUUCAAAGUCGACACACCAGUGCGAAGAAAUAUCUUCUUUGGAUUGAGUACAGUCCCGCUGUUGUUUUAGGCCGGUUUUGUCAAUGCAAGACUGGAGCUCGAGUUGUCGGCACAUGCGCACACGUAUCAGCUGUUGUUUGGUAUCUGGGAUAUGCACGACAUGUGGGAAGUGUUAGAGGCGUAAAAGACUGGUCUGCAUUUCUGGAAGACGCUGCUAAGGUUCCAGAACUUGUAGACGGAUCUGAUAGCGACAAUAGUGACCCGGAGGAGUGAUAAGGUGUACGGUUUAUUUUGGUGGAUAUUAUGACAUUGAUAUUUUAUCAUUUCUCAUCGGACGUAAUGUUGAUUAGAUGUUUUUUGUAUCAGCUAUGUGGUCACACAUGUUAGUGGACAUUUUGGUAAAUAUCUAUAUUUUCUCAAAUGAAAUCACUUAAUUCCUGUAAUAUCAGGAUUCAUUAACCAUUGGAAAAUUAUGUUCACCUUAAUCAUGCUACUUUGAUUAUAUCUUGAUUAACAUGAUAUUUUGAUGAUAUUCUAUGACAACAUUUUUUUUUAUAUUCUGAUAACAUGCUAUUUUGUUAUUUUCUUGACAUGAUCCUUAAAUACUCUAAUGCCAUAAUGUUUUGUUGAUAACAUGAUCCUUUAAUAUUCUGAUGCCAUGCUAUUUUGUUGAUAACAUGGUCCUUUAAUAUUCUGAUGCCAUGCUGUUUUGUUGAUAACAUGAUCCUUUAAUAUUCUGAUGCCAUAAUGUUUUGUUGAACAUGGUCCUUUAAUACUCUGAUGCCAUGCUGUUUUGUUGAUAACAUGAUCCUUUAAUAUUCUGAUGCCAUGCUGUUUUGUUGAUUACAUUAUCCUUUAAUACUCUGAUGCCAUGCUGUUUUCUUGAUAACAUGAUCCUUUAAUAUGCUGAUGCCAUGCUGUUUUCUUGAUAACACUAUCCUUUAAUAUGCUGAUGCCAUGCUGUUUUCUUGAUAACACUAUCCUUUAAUAUGCUGAUGCCAUGCUGUUUUCUUGAUAACAUGAUCCUUUAAUAUUCUGAUGCCAUGCUGUUUUGUUGAUAACAUGAUCCUUUAAUAUUCUGAUGCCAUGCUGUUUUGUUCAUAACAUGGUCCUUUAAUAUUCUGAUGCCAUGCUGUUUUGUUGAUAACAUGAUCCUUUAAUACUCUGAUGCCAUGCUGUUUUGUUGAUAACAUGAUCCUUUAAUAUGCUGAUGCCAUGCUGUUUUGUUGAUAACAUGAUCCUUUAAUAUUCUGAUGCUAUGCUGUUUUGUUGAUACCAUGACCUUUAAUACUCUGAUGCCAUGCUGUUUUGUUGAUAACAUGAUCCUUUAAUGUUCUGAUCUAUUUUGAUGACAUGACCAUUUGCUAUUCUGAUGACAUGUUAUGAUUUUUUUAUUAGAUAUUUUGAUAUCCCGAUGGCAUUCUAUAUUUAUUGUUGAUGAAACAAUACUUUGAUAUUCUAAUAACAUGCUAUUUCAUUGUUUUGAUACUUUGAUGAUGUGUAUAAUAGUUUGAUGGCAUGAUAUGUUGAUAUGUGUUGAUGAUAUUAUUCUAAUGACAUGAUAUUUCAAUAUUUUUGUUUAUACAUAUGGUAUCAAAUGAUAGAAUUGGUUCAUAUAAUGACUUAUUGUUAAUAAUGUCAUAUAAAGUGUUAAUAUAAAAUAUUUAAACUGUUUCUUGGACUUUGUUAUUCAUCCUGCUGCAAUGGAAUUUUGUCAGAAGUGCUUAAUAUGUCAUGAACAUGAAACAGUCAGUCACUUUGAUGAGAAAUAUCCAUCAAUGUACAAUUCACAACGUACAACAACUAGUGGUUGUUCACCCCCUAGGUUAGUGGGAAGCUAGUGAUCAUAUCCUUCAAUUUUUACCACUAAACCAUUUAACCAAAGACUGACACGUUACUAUUAUGGUAUUGUAUGUGAUGUUACAACCCUACUGUCUGUCUAACUUCCCUGAUAAAUAGCAUUUUAACGGUUAUUUAAAAAGUUAUUUACUGAUUCUUACGUUGUUUAAAUCAACUUGUGAUGUUUUGAAGUAAUUUUGAUGUGGUUGCUAUGGUAAAUAUGUGGUUGCUAAGAUCAAAAUAGCCUUCUAUAAAGUAUCCAUACCUCUAUGAAUGCCAUGUACAAUACUGAGUAUACUAAAGGAAAAAACAAAUAGUGUAUUUAUUGUAAUUCGGUCCAGUAACAAGUAAUUUUUAUGGCAGAAAUCAUUGAAAUUAGCAAAAUUAGCAUGCCUUUGUUGUCAGGCUGGUUGCUAGGCAACAUAACACGGAAACGCAUUAAAUUUACUUUUUUUAUAAAGCCCAUAUAUCUAUGCACCUUUGUUGCAAAAACAAAGAAAAUCUAUGAUGGGGCCAAAAAUGGCCC